This is a messenger RNA of Arabidopsis lyrata subsp. lyrata, 1194 nucleotides long. Its product is annotated as transcription factor bHLH99. Gene Ontology annotation, molecular function: protein dimerization activity; DNA-binding transcription factor activity, RNA polymerase II-specific; RNA polymerase II cis-regulatory region sequence-specific DNA binding. Gene Ontology annotation, biological process: regulation of transcription by RNA polymerase II. Lineage: Eukaryota; Viridiplantae; Streptophyta; Magnoliopsida; Brassicales; Brassicaceae. The coding region runs from base 244 to 1089 and encodes 281 amino acids. The record is from RefSeq and is a predicted model, not a curated record. The transcript has 3 exons.
UAUUUAUAAUCUCACAUUAUUCAAUUUUUGUACUCUCUCUAACUAGGGAUUCAUUUCUUACAUAAACGUCAUGAAAUUUUGAUUAUUAAAAAAAUAAUGAAAUAAAUAAAACCAACAAGACCCCAUUAUAAAUAUACGCAUAAACAUUACUUUGUGUAUAGAUAACAUAUAAACUAAUUUCAAACAAACAUAGCCAUUAACCUCUCCAUUUUUAUGUGUUGUUGAAAGAAAGAUAGUGGACAUAUGUUUUCGCAUGUGGAAACAUCAUCCUUAAGCUACGAAAUCUUGGAUUACUUACAAAACUUCGUCGUUUCGAACUCUGAAAACGUGGCGUCACAACAAAAUUCCCUUUCUUCCUCUUCUUAUUCAUCAGCGACACUCUCUUGCUCCAUAACAGAGCAACAAUCUCACUUAACGGAAAAGUUAUCUCAUGUGCGAGGACGAUGUAGUUGCGGUGACGUACUGUCGCGGAAGAGGAGAAGGAGAAGUGAAAAUACGAUGGAAGAUAAAGAGUACCAAAGGAUGAAUCACAUUGCCGUCGAGCGUAACCGGAGAAAACAGAUGAAUCAUUUUCUGUCUAUCCUCAAAUUUUUUAUGCCUCUCUCUUAUUCUCAACCUAAUGACCAAGCAUCAAUCAUAGAAGGGACCAUUAACUAUCUCAAGAAGCUAGAACAUCGUCUUCAAUCACUCGAAGCCCAAUUAAAAGCUACCAAACCCAAUAAAUCACCCAACAUAUUUUCCGACUUCUUCAUGUUCCCCCAAUACUCCACCACCGCCUCCUCCUCCCCCUCAAGUCACUACCACCACAAGCGACUACCGGCGGUUGCUGACGUGGAGGUUACAAUGGUAGAAAAACAUAUCAACAUUAAAGUGUUAACAAAGACACGGCCAAGAUUGCUCUUCAAGAUUAUCAAUGAGUUUUACUCUUUAGGUUUAAGUACUCUUCAUCUCAACCUCACAACUUCCAAAGACAUGUAUCUCUUCACGUUUAGCGUAAAGGUAGAGGCAGAUUGUCAACUGAUGCCUUCUGGUAAUGAGAUCGCAAAUGCGGUGCAUGAAGUCGUUAGAAGAGUUCACAAGGAAAGUUAAACUUUGUUUACAUAUUAGCUACCCUUGAAAUUCUAUUUUUAUAAGUAAUCUCUUGUACAUAUGUAUACAAAUUAUUAACAUCCGAAUGCAACAUUGUUUAACUUU